GAAAAAGAAAACACUGUCCAGUUGUCCGUCGCGGAGCAUCGUUUUGCAAUCUGGUAGCAUUUAUCCGGUGUAGAUUCCUGAAUUUCGUCGCUAAUUUCCAGUUCGACUGUUUUAGUAUCUUGUGAAAAGCAUUGUUAAUCUAUUGGGUAUCUAUUUUGGCGCAAGAGUUCACUGCUUACUGUUGUUUUUGUGACGAAUUAAAGUGUUAGUCUUUCUCGAUUGGUUCUCUUUUGUUAACGGAAGUAUAUCUCCGGCUGUUAUCAGUGCUUUUGCAGUGCAAAGUUGUUCAAGCUUAAUUAAAUUUGGUGUUUUGUGUGGUGUUAUCUCGGUAUACAGGAAGAACCCAAUCAUGUCUGACGAGUGGGAAGUUGUUAGCAAACAGAAGAAACCCCGUAAGCCGGCCGGGGAUAAAAAUAAAUCUGUCGCUGGGAAAGCCGGGAUGUCCAAAAUAGAAGAUGCUGAAACAAUGGAUCAGAUUAGGUCACUGUACGCCAAUGUGAAGGACAAUCUGUUACUCGAUCCCAGUCACGGUAACAAAGAGAACAAAAACAGCCAAAAUGUGGCCAACGGAAAGCAGCAUAGCACCCAUCAACAGGAACGGAAGCGAUCACCUGGACGUGGUCAGCAGCAGAGCAAAGCUAAACAGAAGCACGAAGCGGAUAAAAAGCAACCUUUUAGGCCUAAGCACAGAGAUCUGGAGGCGGCAUUGAAGGCAGUGAUUGUUAGUGACCUUCGUGCACACCUGUGGGCAGUGAAUGAAAACUUCAAACAGAAUCACUUAAUGGCACUAAAAGCGAUAACGUCGUUCUUGAACGAAAACCUGCGCGUAGAUGUCGCUGACCCAACGUUUUCCAACAAAAGUCUUUCCUAUCCGUACGACGUGCUUCCUCAGGAUCUAAAAGAACUGAUUGAUGACACGAUUACCAAUGCAGGCGAUCAGAAUGUGCAAUAUUUCUACGAUCUAACGUUGUCCAACCUGACUGGUGACAUGAACAAAAACUUACCGCACCUGGGCCAUUCGGUUCUUCUGCAGGCAAUGGCCAUUAGCAAUCCUCAAAUCUGCGUCAACAAUUUAGCCAGGAAUGCCAUCCUGAGGAACUCUUUCCAAAACCGAAGCAACAUUGGGCUCAGUUUGCUGUGGGCUCUCGGGCAGGGAGGUUUCCACGACCCCAGCGUGGGUCUCAAAGUGUGGCAGGACAUCAUGGUUCCGGUGAUCGAGCUUAAAACCUACAGCAAAUACGUAUACGAAUAUGUCCAUAAAAUACUGCACCAGAACCCGUCUGCCAAGCUCGACAUCUCAUCCAGUGACUUCCUGACCAUACUGAGCUCCCUGACGACGCAGAACAAAUCCAACCGUGAUCUGUCCGUACUACUCGAAGAUGCUUCCAAGCUGCUGGUUGAACGAUACGUUCUCAGUGCCCCAAAAACUUCCAGCACCUUCACAACGCUGUUCAAAAACAUCCAGUUCAUCGCGAAACCGGAACUGAUCUACUUCGGACUGAUAUUGUGCCUCACGGAAGACCCCGAGUGCUGGACGGCCUGGCGGGGUCUCUAUAAGAAAAACAUUCAACAAACCACGGAUCUGUUAAGUUUUAUCGAAAGCACUUCAUCGAAAUCAGCAUCGAAGCUGUUAGGUGAUAGGCUGUUUCAUCAAUUCUUGGAUGAUAUACAACAUAUUAACACGGAGCUCGGAGAAAGCAGAAAGAAAAUAGAUGGACUCAAAGGAUCUGUGGCGGUGUUGCAGCAAGUGCAAGACAAAGUUGCCUCCAAGAAGAGCAAAGCCGCCAAGUCCGCCAAAUCGUCCCGAACGGGCGCGACCACAGUAUGCUGUAGUUUCCUGUUGGCCACAUUCCUGCUGUUCGGUCUGACCGGUGGCCUCAUCGGUUUCGACACCUACCGGGCGGGUGGCAAAUUCGAAAACUCCCACACCGGACAGCUGCUGAAGCAGGCUGGCCUGCUUCCGACCGUGCAGGACGCGUGGACCUGCUCGCUCAAGUACAGUGCGCGGGGCUUCAAGUGGGCCGAGGAACAUGUGCCGGUGUACUACGAGAAGACGAAGACGACCGUUGGACCCUACGUAGAAUUUUCGAUAGACUUCAGCAAAAUUCUAUGGAAUGGGGCCAAGAAGGGCUUCGGCAACGUGAAACUGCUGGUCGAACAGAAAACGCCGGUGGUGGUUGAGUUUGUUGAAAAGUACGCUCCUGGACUGCCGAAGAAGAUCGGUGACUUUGCCUGCUCGACGUGGACCACCGUCAGCACGUUUACGGUCAACACCUACAACCAGAGCUGCGAGUUCUUCAAAACUAAGGUGUUUGUUGGUCAACUAUCACCGGAAAGCUUGGGAAAAGCCUUCAACAGUACCCAACAGGCUGCUGCUCAGUACUAUAGUUGGUUCCACGAGCAGGUGGAUUUCUACGCCAAGGCGAAGUAAGCCCAACAGCAACAACAAUAGCAGCGCCGUCCCUUCUAGCGUUCAGCGUGAGUCACGAUGAUGUUGGAUAGAAACCAGGGAACGUAACACAAAACAAGGUAAAAAGAAAUUUUCAAAAGAAAUCCAACAUCGGAGAAUCCUCUAUUGAUCAGCAGCUUUCCGCCAUCUUUUGCAACCUUAGAACCGCUACAGUAAACUAGAAUUGUGCGCUUAACCAACAGUGAGAACAUCAAGAGCGCCGAGUUGCGCAUCCAUCACACUGAAAUCCCACUCGAUAACUUAUGAAUCAGCUACGAAUGUGUGCGCACGACAAAGAUCUUGGUAGCGAACAGCAAACGCUAUCGUUUUUAGUUUAUCGGAAAACAAGAUGAAUACCUAAUUGUAACAUGUGUGGAUGAUGAAGAACAAAAAUUGAUUAGGAAUAAUAGUUACAUUUUUUUUUGUUUUACGCGAGACGAUAACCAUUUUCUCGUACUCUUUUCUCAUGAUCGUGAACUGUAUGAAAGAGAUACGCACCUGUGUCGUCUUUGCCGAUCAAGAACGGCGGCAAUAUUGUGUGAAUUUAUUUAGAAGUACGGAAGACAAAGCCGGGUUUCCUAGAUGGUGGUUUAUAGUUUAGCAGAAAACUUUACAGAGCAAGGUACGAAGGAGAAAUUUGUUUUGAGUUAAUCCGGCGAGUAAAAGAAAAUGAUGGCUGAGAACAAACAAUAAAACUGAACAACAUUUGCGGAAGCAACAAAGUGAGCAUUUUCAUUAACGGUGAACAUUGUUUAAGUACAUUUGAUAGACUCUUUUUUUUUUAAAUAAUAUUUUACUAAUUUAAUUUUUUGUUUAAUACUAAGUCUCCGGUAACUGUUUAAUGAUGAUGAGAGGAAAAUAUAGAAAAGAUUCUAAAUUGAA
Molecule: messenger RNA, 3331 nt
Organism: Aedes aegypti (yellow fever mosquito)
Lineage: Eukaryota; Metazoa; Arthropoda; Insecta; Diptera; Culicidae
Gene: Tmem214
Product: transmembrane protein 214
Exons: 8
Coding region: 350-2431 (693 amino acids)
Cellular component (GO): Golgi apparatus; endoplasmic reticulum
Source: RefSeq, a predicted model, not a curated record